AUAGGCAAGGACUGUCCAAUCAAAUUAAUAUUAUCCACAAAUAAAUAGUUACUAUAAUAACUGAUAAUAAGUAAAUCGAAAAUAAAAUAAAACUUAUUACUUUUCCUUUCGAAAGAACAGGCAAUCCAACACACAGCUAUUGAUUGUUUUGCGUCAAAGAUAACCUAGAAUCUCAACAAGAUCAUCUCAACACUCAAAACAAAAUACUCAAAGUAAACUAUGUGAUUUCCUACAGAUUCUAAAACAAUGGCCAAGCAACGGAAAAAGAAAUGUUUAAGUUACACCUACUGGAGCUUCGCUUUUCUACGUUUUGUACUCACAUUGCUGCCACAAACUGGCUACAUUCAUCCAGAUGAAUUCUUCCAAAGUGUUGAAGUAUUAGCUGGCAAAACAUUCAACUAUGAAGCAAGUUUACCAUGGGAAUUCAAUGUGACUUCACCAAUCCGAAGCAUAGGAGUCCCUUAUUUCACAGUUGGCUUCAGUUAUCAACUGCUAAAGAUAGCAGAUAUGUUCUGCUCAAAACUAUUGAACACAUCACUGCUUACAUCAUAUGCCUUACUAGUCACUCCGAGAAUAUUCAUCUGCCUGCUGUCAUAUGUGGUUGACUAUACAAUCUAUAAAAUCUGCACACAGAAUAACGAAAAAGCCAAUGGGCGCUUGGUAAUCCUCGCGUCGUCGUACGCAACUCUAGUCUACUGCACGCGGACAUUCAGCAAUACCCUGGAGGUGAUCCUCUUUGCUGUUCUGCUAUACUACGUGGCUGACAGUAUGAUCUUCUCGAAUAUUCUCUGCAGACAAAGGGAGUAUUUAAAUAAACGGUAUGAGCGUACAGAUAAUCCAGCGGAUCGUGCGAAAUUCCACAAGUUGCGAUUAUUCCUAGCAUCGGAUUCCUAUCGCCAUUGUGCGCAGAUUGCGACGGUGACGACGCUGGGAUUUUUCAAUCGGCCGACGUUCCUGGCCUACGCGAUGUUUCCGGUGUUUUUCUGGUUGUACCGAGGGAUCGGAUACAAAUCUGUCAGCACGCUGCAGUUCAACACGCGGAUACUGGCGUUGAUUCUAUGCGCUAUACCUACACUGAUCUUCAUGAUCAUCGUGGAUUCUUUCUUCUACGGGUACAUCACGUGGGGUGAAGUGGGGAUGUUGGACGUGUCGAUUGAUAGCUUCGUGUUUACGCCGCUGAACUUUAUCAAGUAUAAUAUUGAUAGCGGGAACUUGGCGAAACACGGAUUACAUCCGAGAUAUCUGCAUAUCUUGGUGAAUGUGCCGUUGUUGUUUGGCACAUUGGGACUGUUUGCUAUUAUUGGCGCUGUGGAUAUCACAACAAAGUUUUUACAACGGAAAUUCAAUCUUUUACCAACCGUACGCAGUAUUAAAGGACUAAUGACAAUGUCCUAUAUUGCUCCGACUCUCUUCCUCUCGAUAUUUCCACAUCAAGAGCCCCGCUUCCUGUUACCAAUCGUUAUUCCUCUUGUUUACCUCUUUGCUAAUAAAAUCAAAGAAGAAGCCCAGACUGAACUCGUCCAAUCAGAAGGCUCGAAACAAUCAACUGGCAACACAGCCACGAAUACUAAGUCAACUUCCUCUUCCCUUUUCCGGUUAUGGAUCGUCAUUAAUAUCCUGUUGACAGCGUUCUACGGGUUCGUGCAUCAGGGUGGGCUGCUCAAAGCCACCUCACAUCUGUCCAAAGAAAUGCAUCGUCUACCGACUUACCACUAUCACGUCGUCACUAGUCACGUGUACAGCAUUCCGCAUGUCCUGUUCAAGUUACCCGAUCCCAACACAUUGCGUAUUCGCGGCAGUACAAAGUACAAGCCUGGUAAACGCGUCUUCACUUACGAAGAAGGAUCCUAUCCAUUGGUGAGGCUCGUUGAGCGCAUGCGUAGUCUGCUUGAUACGGCUGCAGACAACAAGGUCCGACAUCGAAUGUUCCUCUUGCUCACCGGCAGCAAACACGACGAAUUGAUGAAGGAGGUGUUAAAUGACGAUUUGAACAUCCGCCAUCUUUACAGCUUCUAUCCGCAUGUGAGCACCGAAGCAAUGCCGGACGUGUCCGAGCUGAUACGACUCGUCAGCGUGGCGGAUGUCAAGUCACUGAGCGUGUCGGCCAUCUUGGACUGCCUGAAGAAAUUCAUCACAUCUUUUGAUCUUAAGCUUUACGAAGUACAAUUAUAAGUUAUUUACACACCCAGCACUCGGAUAUCACAAUGUCGCGUCAUUUACAGAUUAAUCGGUGAUUUUUAUUUUUACAAAAUAGCAAAUAGAAGAAAAGUGUUGAAACUUGAAACAAAUGCGACGCGUCGUUUUUAUAAAAAGUACAAAAAUAAAAAUACGAAGUCAGUA
Molecule: messenger RNA, 2340 nt
Organism: Dalotia coriaria
Lineage: Eukaryota; Metazoa; Arthropoda; Insecta; Coleoptera; Staphylinidae
Gene: PIG-Z
Product: phosphatidylinositol glycan anchor biosynthesis class Z
Exons: 3
Coding region: 247-2172 (641 amino acids)
Biological process (GO): GPI anchor biosynthetic process
Cellular component (GO): endoplasmic reticulum membrane
Molecular function (GO): alpha-1,2-mannosyltransferase activity
Source: RefSeq, a predicted model, not a curated record